AUGAGCCUGGACGACGACGACGAUGGCGAUGGGCGGGAGAUAAGGCGACGGGACGCCGGCGCGGGGACGACGGAGCGGACGAGCGCGAACGGCGCGAGAUCGCGCGCCAUGCCCGAGCUGACGUACGAGAACGCGGUGUUGGAAAGAAGUCGUCGCAGCGGGGAGUCGUCGACGAUCGCGAGUCCGGGAUCGAAGAUGCAGAUGUUGGGGAGCGUCGAGGCGACGAGCGGAGACGCGAAGCCGCUCAAGAUCAAUCAAGACUUGGCGCUGUACCGCGCGCGGAAAUUGCGAAAUGAGGCGGGCUUCAUGAAAUCCGUGGAUGAGAGGAACGCAAAGCGCUUAGAGGCGAUAGCGAUGUUCGAGAAGGCGAUGUCGUACGACGUCACGGAUGGGCGCGCGUACUGCGGAAUAGGGCAGACACUGGUGCAGAUGCGUCGGUUGGAUGAUGCGCGCGCGAUUUACCAAGCUGGAUGCGACGCCAAGGGAGGAGACAACGCGUAUUUGUGGGUUGCUCUCGCCGUGCUCGAGGAAAAGGCUGGGAACAUUGCGCUGGCGAGAAAGUAUUACGACGCGGCGACGGCGGCGGAUAAAACGCACGCCGCGGCUUGGCACGGAUGGGGAUCGAUGGAAAAGAACUUGGGAAAUUAUCAGCGCGCCAGAGAAUUGUACAUCAAAGGUGUGCGGUUGGUGCCGCCGAUGGAUGCGUCUGCCCAUCUGUACCACUCGCUCGGCGUCAUGGCGCUCGAGCGCGGGCGUAUCUCCGAGGCGAGGGAACAUUUCAGGCAAGGCGUUCGCACAGAGGCGGGAGCGAAAUCUGGCGCCAUCUGGCGCUCUUGGGCCAUGUUAGAAGCGAAAGCGGGCGACGAAGAGCAAGCGCGCAAGCUUUUUCAAAAGGGUUUGAUGGUUGCCCCGAAGAGCAAGUUUAUUUGGCUCGCGUGGGGGGUGUGGGAAGCCAAGCUCGGGUAUUGCGACCGCGCGAAGGAGCUCCUGACCAAGGGAUGCAAAUUGAAUCCCUUGGACACGCAUUUGCUUCAAGCACUCGCAAAGCUCGAGGCAGAGCAAGGGAAUCUGGAACAGGCGCGCAAGUACUUUGAGCAAGGGACGAUGAUGGAUCCCCAACACCAGGCGAACUGGAACGCAUGGGCGAUGGCGGAGUGGCGAGCGGGAGAAAUCGAUCGCGCGCGCAAUCUGUUUCAACGAGGCGUAUGGGUUAAUCCAAAGAAUCGAGACGCCGCGCGCUUGUUUCAUGCAUGGGGGGUAUUGGAAUCGCGAGAAGAAAAUAUCUCCCUCGCGCGACAGCUCUUCAAAUGUGCGGUUAACGUCGACGCGAGCAGCGAGCGCACGUGGCUUACGUGGGCCAUGAUGGAGGAGAGAGAAGGCGACGACGUUCGGGCGAUCGAGAUCAGAAACAUGUGCUCGCAGCAAAUGGCCGAAGCUUCUGUUGGGGCCACGGACUUGUCGCCGGCGGCGAGCACUUUCCGCCCCCUGUUGGAACGGCUUUCGUCCAUUCUUGGCUUGGAGGCGCCUGGAGAUUCGGACGACGAAGACGAGGAAGAGUUUGACGAAAGCGAGCUUUCGACGGCAGAGCUCAUGUUUGGUAAGUCUGACGCGAGUACAUACACAUAUGAAGAGUAG
Molecule: messenger RNA, 1635 nt
Organism: Ostreococcus lucimarinus CCE9901
Lineage: Eukaryota; Viridiplantae; Chlorophyta; Mamiellophyceae; Mamiellales; Bathycoccaceae
Gene: TPR2
Product: TPR-repeat containing protein
Exons: 1
Coding region: 1-1635 (544 amino acids)
Biological process (GO): regulation of translation; mRNA processing
Molecular function (GO): single-stranded RNA binding; mRNA binding; protein binding
Source: RefSeq, a predicted model, not a curated record